UGCCAGUCUAGAAACAAGUGAAGUAGCCUUGAAUCCAGAUGACUGAAGCAGACGAUGGAGAUGAGUGAGUGCAUUCAUAUCUACGACAACAGUCUUCUUGAAACAGAGGAGCGUCACAGAGGGACAGAGGAGAGUGCCUCAAACCCAAACGGGGGCAUCGAUGAGCUGGAGGAGAGGAUAGUGGAUAUUUAUGACACUGCAGACAACUGUGGGGUCCAUCACUGCAGCUCAAAUCCUGAGCAGGCUGAGCUGCAGAACACAGCGGAUCAGUGGCCAGGCAACAUCCGUCCAGUGAAGAGUCGCUCCUGGGUUGUCACAGUGUGUGUGCUGCUGCCGUGUGUUCUCCUCUUGGCUGGCAUUACAGGCCUUGUGGUCCACUAUGAAAAUGUGGAAGCCAGCUUGGAGGAGAGGCUGCUGAUGUGUCAUUUAGCCUUGUCUGCAGACAGAGAUAAACUGCAGAGCCACAACAAGACCUGGGAUGAAAAGAGAAAGCAGACUUUGGUUGAGCUCAACCAUUUCUGUGAAGCUGGAUGUAAAUCAUUCAACAGCAGUUUUUACUACUUUUCUGCAACACAAAAAAGCUGGGAGGACAGCAGACAGGAUUGUUUAGCGAAAGGAGCAGACCUCGUCAUCAUCAACAGCGAGGAAGAGCAGAAAUUCAUCAAUUCCUUCAACAAGGUCAGCUGGAUUGGUCUGAGCGACAGGGAUGAGGAGGGGACCUGGAGAUGGGUGGAUGGUACAUUUCUCAACAGUACAAAGUUCUGGCAAAAAAAUGAGCCCAGUGGCACCCAUGGAAGGAAUGUGAAGGAGGACUGCGCUGACGCUUUUUGGUAUACAGUCUUGGACAGCUGGAAUGAUGACGCUUGUACCACAGCACAUUACUGGGUCUGUGAGAAACUCAUUGACUUGUAG
Messenger RNA from Myripristis murdjan (pinecone soldierfish), 912 nucleotides. Its product is annotated as CD209 antigen-like protein A. Lineage: Eukaryota; Metazoa; Chordata; Actinopteri; Holocentriformes; Holocentridae. The record is from RefSeq and is a predicted model, not a curated record. The transcript is spliced from 6 exons. Bases 55 to 912 code for a protein of 285 amino acids.